AUGCGUGCUUGGCGCUUUGGCCGCCCUGGCCAACUCGAGCACACGCUCAUCCUUGACACCAAUGUGGCGAAGCCCGCGGCAUCCUCCCUCAAGCCACAGGAGCUCCUCGUCAAGGUCUCGGAAUGUGGGCUGAAUCCUGCCGACUACAAGCUCAACGAAUUGGGCCAAGUCGCACGACUGGUACUGGCCUACCCUAAAACAGUUGGCAUGGAUUUUGCAGGCGUCGUGGCAGCUGUCGGCAAUCAAGUGAACGAUGUCAAAGUCGGUAGCUCUGUGCUGGGGAGAGCGUCUCCUCUGCAGGGUCCAGGUGGAUUGUCAGAGUACGUGGUUGCCGAACGGUCUGCGGUCGCAGAAUACGCUCCCAAUGUUCGGGAUCCGGCAGGCUUGCCCACUGCUGGGCUCACAGCAUACCAGACUAUUGCACCAUAUGUAUCUGCCGGGUCAAAAAUCUUUAUCAACGGUGGCUCGGGUGGAGUGGGCACAAUGUGCGUCCAGAUUGGCAAGAUACUAGGCUGCCAUGUGACCACCUCCUGUUCGACCGGCAAGAUGGACCUGUGCAAGGAGCUCGGGGCCGACGUGGUCAUUGACUAUAAGAAGAACUCGGUGGUGGAGAAGCUUCAGGGCGCCGGGCUCAAGUUUGAUCUUAUCGUGGACAAUGUCGGCAACAAUCCGUCCAACCUAUUUUCUGCGAGCAACGACUACCUCAAGGCCCGUGCCCCCUACUUCUUUGUUGGUGGGAAUUUGAGCUUCUCGACGGUCACCAAACUGCUCUACGCCAUGCUGCUGCCUGCCUUUAUGGGGGGUGCGAGAGGCAGGUUCCGGUUGUUCAUGACCAAGAACAGCCAGCCUGACCUGGAGCAGCUCACCGCGUGGCUGAGCGAUGGCAAGCUGAAGCUCAUUGUUGACAGGAGGUUCCCGUUUGAGGAGGCCAAGAGUGCGAUGGUGUACGUGAAGGAGGACUCGCCUCGCGGCAAGGUUAUUGUCAACGUGGGAGCGAACCAGUGA
Molecule: messenger RNA, 1005 nt
Organism: Emericellopsis atlantica
Lineage: Eukaryota; Fungi; Ascomycota; Sordariomycetes; Hypocreales; Bionectriaceae
Exons: 1
Coding region: 1-1005 (334 amino acids)
Molecular function (GO): oxidoreductase activity
Source: RefSeq, a predicted model, not a curated record